AUGGGUGGCUACCCCAAUCCACGCGACUGUUCAAAUGUAUUUGUCCCGAUGGAUACGGAGGCCGUCUAUGUGAUGAAAAGCCAUCUGGAUGUGGUGAAGUUUAUAGAGCUAAAAGUAAAGUACAAACUCUGGAGCAAGAUUUUGGAGAAAGUGGCUGACAAAGGCAGAAAGAUAGAGAUAAGACUUAAAGAUGCCGUCGCUGAAGUUACAUCCGACAGUGGCUGCGUUUUUGCGGGAGUAGAAAUCAAACUUCAGAAAGAUCAGCUCCUAACGGGUUACAGAUUCUGCACAAAACAAGGUGGAGAGGACAAAGUGUUCGUUUCAAAAACUGACACAGUUCCCGUCAUUCUCUAUCGAUCGAUGGGAAUGGUGAUGGCUACUCUGGAGUAUCGCAUGAUUUGA
Messenger RNA from Cylicocyclus nassatus, 402 nucleotides. NCBI's taxonomy places the organism in Eukaryota, Metazoa, Nematoda, Chromadorea, Rhabditida, Strongylidae. The record is from the annotation of a GenBank genome assembly.